Gracilinanus agilis (Agile Gracile Mouse Opossum) is the source of this 3597-nucleotide messenger RNA. It is a transcript of the gene GPR158, whose product is annotated as G protein-coupled receptor 158. Gene Ontology annotation, molecular function: G protein-coupled receptor activity. The record is from RefSeq and is a predicted model, not a curated record. The transcript is spliced from 12 exons. NCBI's taxonomy places the organism in Eukaryota, Metazoa, Chordata, Mammalia, Didelphimorphia, Didelphidae. Gene Ontology annotation, cellular component: membrane. Gene Ontology annotation, biological process: G protein-coupled receptor signaling pathway.
AUGGUUUACCCCUUACUCUUUUGCCUCCUGCUUGCUCAACUGGGACUGGGAGCUGCCGGAUUCAGCCGUGACCCACCGGGGCGCCUGGAACCCCAUAGAGAGAGGACCCUUAGAGGGAAGCAGCAUGGCCAUCAGCCCAACAGAGAUUCAGAUUCUUCGACUCUUUGGAGCCGGUCCAUCGACGGCACCAUCUUGGCGCAGAAACUCUCCGAGGAGCUGCCCACAGAGGUGGCCUCUUACCUCUACACAGGGGACUCCCAUGAACUGAAGCGAACCAAUUGCUCCGGCCGCUUCGAGCUGGCAGCGGGCCUGCCGGGGAAGUCCCCCGCCAUGGUCAGCCUGCACCCCUCCUUGCACGGGGCGAUGGACACGCUUAUCUACGCCACCAACUUCCUCAACAUGAUCAAUAAGUCACUAGAGCAGAACUUGCAGGACGACCUGGAGUGGUACCAGGCGCUGAUCCGUAGCCUCUUUGAAGAUGAGCCCAGUAUCUCACGGGCAGCCAUUACCUUCAGCACCGAGUCACUGUCCUCUCCAGCCCCCCAGGUCUUCCUUCAAGCCACUCGUGGGGAGAGCCGCAUCCUCCUACAGAACCUGUCCUCCUCUGCUCACCACUUGGCCAACACCACCCUCGAGACCGAAUGGUUUCAUGGCCUGAGGCGCAAAUGGAGGCCCCAUUUACACCGCCGAGGUUCCAAUCAGGGAAUCCGGGGUCUGGGCCACAGCUGGAGGCUCCGGGACCUCUCAGGAGGGGAAAAGAACCAGGUCAGGUGGUCUCUACCAUACCUGGAAUGUGAGAACGGGAGUUACAAACCUGGCUGGUUGGUCACUCUCUCCACCCCUUUCUACCGGUUCCAGCCUAAUGUGGUCCCUGAAUUCAGGGGGAUCGUGAAAGUUGACAUAAAUCUUCAGAAGGUGGAUAUUGACCAGUGUUCAAGUGAUGGCUGGUUUUCAGGAACCCAUAAAUGCCAUCUGAAUAAUUCGGAGUGCAUACCAAUUAAAGGCCUUGGAUUUGUGCUUGGAGCCUAUAAGUGCAAUUGCAAAGCAGGAUUCUAUCAUCCCCGAGUCUUUUCAGUGAACAGCUUUCAGAAUCACCAUUUUGCUGGGGAUGAGAAGCUGGAGGAAGUCCAUAUCUGUUUGCCAUGCAGGGAAGGCUGCUCCUUUUGUGCUGAUGACAGACCCUGCUCUGCCCAAGAAGACAAGUAUUUACGGCUGGCCAUUAUCUCCUUCCAAGUCCUGUGUAUGCUGCUUGAUUUCAUUAGCAUGUUGGUUGUCUACCACUUUCGCAAAGCAAAGAGCAUCAGAGCAUCUGGACUGAUCCUAUUGGAAACGAUUCUUUUUGGGUCUCUCCUACUGUACUUUCCGGUGAUUUUACUGUACUAUACACCAAAGUCUUUUAUGUGCUCAUUGUUGAAAGACUCUGUGCCAUUGAAUUUCUGCAUUUUUUUUGCACUGAUCACCAUGUAACAUUUCUGUCAUUUGUUUUUUUCCAGGGUUCUGAAGGUUUUCCUUUCACGAACAGCUCAACGUAUUCCCUAUAUGACUGGUGGCCGAGUCAUGAGGAUGCUGGCAGUAAUUCUCCUGAUCGUAUUUUGGUUUCUCAUUGGUUGGACCUCAGCUGUCUCCCAAAAUUUGGAGAGGCACAUCUCACUCAUUGGACAGGGGCGAACAUCAGACCACCUCAUCUUUAACAUGUGCCUCAUAGACCGCUGGGAUUACAUGACAGCAAUUGCUGAAUUUUUAUUCCUCUUGUGGGGUGUUUAUCUCUGCUAUGCAGUGCGGACAGUCCCAUCAGCAUUUCAUGAGCCACGUUAUAUGGCUGUUGCAGUUCACAAUGAGCUCAUUAUCUCUGCUAUAUUCCAUACAAUUAGAUUUGUUCUUGCUUCAAAACUUCAGUCUGACUGGAUGCUGAUGCUAUAUUUUGCACAUACCCAUUUGACUGUGACAGUCACCAUUGGGUUACUUUUGAUUCCAAAGUUUUCACAUUCAAGCAAUAACCCAAGAGAUGAUAUAGCAACAGAAGCAUAUGAAGAUGAGCUUGACAUGGGCCGGUCAGGAUCAUACCUGAACAGCAGUAUUAAUUCAGCUUGGAGUGAGCAUAGCUUGGACCCUGAGGAUAUUCGGGAUGAGCUAAAGAAACUCUAUGCACAGCUAGAAAUCUACAAAAGGAAGAAGAUGAUUACAAAUAAUCCACACCUCCAGAAAAAGCGGUGCUCCAAAAAGGGCCUCGGUCGUUCCAUCAUGAGACGCAUCACUGAGAUCCCUGAAACAGUCAGCAGACAGUGUUCUAAGGAGGACAAGGAGGUCAUGGACCACAAUGCAACCAAAAAUGCUGUCAUUAUGAGGAAAAACCCACAAGAAUCCUCCAGCGGCACUGGGAAAGCAAAGGAAGAGUCUCUAAAAAACCGUGUCUUCUCCUUAAAGAAGUCCCACAGCACUUACGAUCAUGUUAGAGAGCAGUCCGAAGAGUCCAAUAGUAUCCCAACAGAGAACGAAGAAGCGGAGACCACAGAGAACUCUCUAUUGGACUCCCUUCCAGGUAAAAAAGUCAACAAGCGUAUUACAGAAAACAUGGAGGCUGCAUCCACUGAGUCAGUCCCUUUGGUGUGUAAGUCAGCAAGUGCUCACAACCUCAGUUCAGAAAAGAAGCCGGGGCACCCAAGAACAUCUGUGUUACAAAAGUCUCUCAGUGUUAUAGCAAGUGCCAAGGAGAAGACCCUUAGUUUGACUGGGAAAGCAUCAAUUCAAGGCCUGGAAGAAAGUGAUAAAUCCCCCAAACCGCCACUCAAAGGUAAAGAGUUCAAUCGAAAACAUUCCAACCCUGAAAAAAUAGAGACUAAAGAUUCUGCCCGGAAAAAUUCCACUCCUGAAGAACCAAGGAAACCCCCCAAAUCUGGAAUUAUGAAACAGCAGCGGGUUAGUGUACCCACCACCAAUUCUGAAAUAGGCACAGGUUCAUUAAAGGAUAAUUUUGACAUUGGGGAAGUGUGUCCUUGGGAAGUUUAUGACUUGACACCAGGUCCUGUGCCUUCAGAAUCAAAAGUUCAGAAACAUGUGUCCAUUGCAGCUUCUGAAAUGGAGAAAAACACUCUUCUUCACCCAAAGGAGAAACUUCAACCCAAGCCUAAACCCAAUGAAGGAUAUCAGCAAUCCAAUCACAGAAGCAUCGACAAAACUGAGGUGUGCCCUUGGGAGAGUCCAGAACAGUGUGUUUUUGAAGAGGAAAAACAGCAUUUGAGUGCUAAAACUCAGAUUCUCCCCGGGGGUGGGAAAGGUGAGAUUGCCAGUCAGCAUCCUUCAGCCAAGGUUUGUGUAGGUCAAUACGAUGAACUGCCCUCAAAAGUUGUAGCAUCAAAAGUAGAGCAAGAAAAUACCAACCAAAUAGGAGACCAGAAAAAAACGUCUUCCUCUGAGGGAAAUGUGCUUUCAUCUGCCUCCUUUAACUCCAGUAAUAACUUUCAGCAGCCUUUAACAUCACGAGCGGAGGUGUGUCCCUGGGAGUACGAGGCGCCGAGCUUACCAAAUGCUGAGAGAAGUGUAGCUUUAUUGGCCUCUUCUGCUUCAAGUGCAAAUAAAACACCAACUCUCCGCAAAUAA